This is a messenger RNA of Fusarium musae, 771 nucleotides long. RefSeq lists its product as uncharacterized. Bases 1 to 771 code for a protein of 256 amino acids. The transcript has 4 exons. Lineage: Eukaryota; Fungi; Ascomycota; Sordariomycetes; Hypocreales; Nectriaceae. The record is from RefSeq and is a predicted model, not a curated record. Gene Ontology annotation, molecular function: acetylpyruvate hydrolase activity.
AUGGCCAACUUUUCCGUGCUCAUCAAGUUUGAGUGUGAAGAGGAUGGAGAGACAUAUUUCGCCGAUCUUGGUCCCGAUGCUCAAGGCCCGCCUGCUCUCGGUACCAAGGUCAGCGCGGUCAAGUCUGUGCAGGGCUUGGCUGAUAAUCAUCAAUCCAAAACAGUAACAAUUCACCGUCUCACCCUGAGCUCGGUCCCUCCGCUUUGGACUAAGCCAGCUGCAUCUCUUGCAAAUCCAGAUGAAGACAUCCCACUCAAUGAAUUUUGCGCAAAGAGUCUUCCAGACUAUGAAGGCGAGCUCGUAUUUGUAACCUCCAAGCAAUGUCGCGAUAUUUCUCCCAAGGAAGCCAAGGACUACAUCCUAGGGUACACGGUUGGCAACGACUUAUCUUGCCGCUUGUAUCAGCUUCCCAAGCAUUCAGCCGGCCAAUUCUUCUUCGCCAAGGCCUUCGACAAAUUUGCGCCCAUUGGCCCUGCAUUGAUCAGCCCAGCCAUAUUUGGUGAUGGGUCGGGCUUUUCAGUAGUCGCAAAUGUGAAUGGUAUAGUCAGGCAACAGGCUGAGUUUAAGAAGGACAUGGUGUUCUCGCCGGAGCAGAUUCUCAGCCAUAUGAGUCAAGGAACAACCAUACCGGCUGGUACAGCGGUCAUGACGGGAACUCCCGCUGGAGUGGGUGCCUUCCAUAGUCCCAAGGUAUUUCUCAAUGACGGCGAUGUUCUCGAAGUCACCAUGGCCCGGGUUGGAACAUUGAGAAAUGUUAUUAAAUUUGAGUAA